AUGGUUGCACAUGUUCAUAAAUACUGCGAUAUGCUUAUUAACGAUGAUGCUUUAGUUAAAUUAAAUCCAACUGAUGAUGUAACAACUUAUUAUUCAAUAGAACCACAAACAAGUGAAAUUUCUCGUAUUACAUGUAAACAACGAGAUGAAAUUGAUGCCAUUCUUAAAAAACCAUAUGUUUUAUUGAACAAUUUAACGAAUAAAGAGAAUAGGAAUUUGGUUACAACUAAAAAACUUUCUAUGAAAGAUGGUGAGAUUAACAUCGGCAUCAUUCAAAAUACAUAA
This is a messenger RNA of Rotaria sordida, 285 nucleotides long. NCBI's taxonomy places the organism in Eukaryota, Metazoa, Rotifera, Eurotatoria, Philodinida, Philodinidae. The record is from the annotation of a GenBank genome assembly.